Hippoglossus stenolepis (Pacific halibut) is the source of this 9239-nucleotide messenger RNA. Its product is annotated as metal transporter CNNM4. Gene Ontology annotation, biological process: magnesium ion transport; magnesium ion homeostasis. The record is from RefSeq and is a predicted model, not a curated record. NCBI's taxonomy places the organism in Eukaryota, Metazoa, Chordata, Actinopteri, Pleuronectiformes, Pleuronectidae. The transcript has 8 exons. The coding region runs from base 274 to 3171 and encodes 965 amino acids. Gene Ontology annotation, molecular function: sodium ion transmembrane transporter activity; magnesium ion transmembrane transporter activity. Gene Ontology annotation, cellular component: plasma membrane.
AAUGCACGUGCAGGUGUGGACGCGGCUCCGCAGUGCAUCAACCACAGGCAACGGGUCAAAACCAGCGGCCUGUGAGCUGCGUGUCUGAGGGGGAGACGUGGAGGAGAGAGGGGUGUGUUUGUUUAUUAGCUCUACCUGUCCCUGCCCGGUAGGCGGUGAUAACGCGCGCGUGUCCCUGUGUGUGUGCGUGUGUGUGUGUGUGUGUGCGUGCGUGUGUGCGCACGCGUACGUACGUGCGUGUGAUGGGGGGCGGAGCCGCUCGGACAUGAGUAAAUGACGUCAGCUCCCAGGUCGCCGAGCAGUGAAACAAACAUGGCGACAGAAUGGAGCGGGCAGCAGGGUUAUGUUCUCACUGUCAUCAUCUGCCUGUGGAGCGCGGUCGGCGGGCGGACGGAGACGGCGGUCGCGGCGGCGGCGGCGGCGGCAGCAGCGGGGUCCGGCAGCAGGGGCAGCGGCAGCGGCGGGAGCCAGGUGCUCGGCAUGCGGCUGGAGAGGAGCGACAAGCCCGCCACCACCAAUGACGACGGUGUCAUCCAGGUGACUGAGGAGAGCUCCAUGCAGCUCCGGUUCUACGGGGUGCAGCUCCACUCGGACGCCUGGAAGCAGAUUCGCUUCACGGAGAUCCCGGACGGAGGCGGCGCUGGCGUGGACGGGGUGGAGGAGGAUGGGGAGGAGGUGGUCGCGGCUGCGAGGAGCGGCAGCGGCAUGAUGGACGAGCCGGACCGGACUUGUGCUGACUUCACGAAGGACAUCAGCAUCGGGACCUUCAUGAACGUCAGCAGUCACCGCACGUCGGGGCUGAUCUCCUUCCAGAUCAAGCCGCUCCGCAAGAGCGAGCCGCAGAAGGAGUACGCGCUGUGCACGCGGACGGAGGAUGAGAGCAGGUGGGUGCUGCUGGGGGACAGUGAUGGCAGGUUGCUGGUGGUGGAGGAGAAGAAGUCCCUGCUGCCCAUGUGGCUGCAGGGCAUCGUCAUCUCCUGCCUGCUGAUGCUCUCGGGCAUGUUCAGCGGCUUGAACCUGGGGCUGAUGGCGCUGGACCCCAUGGAGCUGCGCAUCGUCCAGAGCUGCGGCACCGAGAAGGAGAAGAAUGACGCACGGAAAAUCGAGCCCAUCCGCAGCAAAGGGAACUAUCUCCUGUGCUCACUCCUCCUGGGGAACGUCCUGGUCAACACCACCCUCACCAUCCUGCUGGACGACCUGAUCGGAUCAGGUCUGGGCGCGGUGGUCGCCUCCACCGUUGGGAUCGUCAUCUUCGGGGAGAUCGUGCCCCAGGCGCUGUGCUCCCGCCACGGACUGGCCGUGGGCGCCAACACCAUCGUGCUGACCAAGUUCUUCAUGCUCCUCACCUUCCCGCUGUCCUUCCCCGUCAGCAAGCUGCUGGACGUGCUGCUGGGCCAGGAGAUCGGCACCGUGUACAACCGGGAGAAGCUGGUGGAGAUGCUGAAAGUGACGGAGCCCUACAACGACCUGGUCAAAGAGGAGAUGAACAUGAUCCAGGGCGCUCUGGAGCUCCGGACCAAAACCGUGGAGGACGUGAUGACGCCGCUGGGGAACUGCUUCAUGAUCCAGGCGGACGCGGUGCUGGAUUUCAACUACAUGUCGGAGAUCAUGGAGAGCGGAUACACCCGCAUACCGGUGUACGAUGACGAGAGGUCCAACAUCGUGGACAUCCUGUACGUGAAGGACCUGGCGUUUGUGGACCCGGACGACUGCACCACCCUGAAGACCAUCACCAAGUUCUACAACCACCCCGUGCACUUUGUGUUCCAUGACACCAAGCUGGACGCCAUGCUGGAGGAGUUCAAGAAAGGUAAAUCCCACUUGGCCAUUGUCCAGAAAGUGAACAACGAGGGGGAGGGAGAUCCCUUCUACGAGGUGCUGGGAUUGGUCACCUUGGAGGACGUCAUCGAGGAGAUCAUCAAGUCAGAGAUCCUGGAUGAAUCCGACCUGUAUACUGAUAACAGAAACAGGAAAAAGGUGGAUCCCAACAAAUGCAAACGUGACUUUUCCGCUUUCAAGCACGAUGCCGACAGUAAGGUGAAGAUCUCUCCCCAGCUCAUGUUGGCAGCUCAUCGUUUCCUGGCCACAGAGGUGAGCCUGUUCAGCCCGUUCCUGAUCACAGAAAAAGUCUUACUGAGGAUCCUCAGACACCCGGACGUCAUACAGGAAAUCAAGUUCAACGAAAAUGAGAAACGCUCGCCACAGCACUUCCUGUACCAGAGGGGUAAACCUGUCGACUACUUCAUACUCAUUCUGCAGGGGCGGGUCGAGGUGGAAGCUGGAACCGAAAACAUGAAGUUUGAAACUGGGCCGUUCUCCUAUUAUGGAGUCAUGGCUCUAAGUACACCAUCACUGGCUGUCACCCCUCCUCUCUCCCCAUCAGUGGCGUCCCCCCCUCCACGACGCCUCUCACUUAAGAGGUUUUCUCUGUUCUCUCGUUUCCCAGAGUUUCGAUCUCCAUCGCACGGGGGCAACCUCAACCGCUCAGCGUCACUGAGCUGCACUGAGCGCGCUCCGGAAAGUGGCUCCGUCGGUGGGAGCAACACCCAGAUCCCAGGCACGCCCUUCCAGUACAUCCCAGACUUCUGCGUGCGUGCUCUCACUGACCUGCAGUUCGUCAAGAUCACUCGUGCUCACUACCAGAAUGGUCUCCUGGCAUCCAGGCUGGACAGCACGCCGCAGUCUCCAGAGCGCAGUCACACUCGUCUGGACACGUCCAUCUCUUUGCCCCCCAUCACGCCACCGGGGACACGCACACCACUGCCACUGGCCACACCUCCUGUAAAGCGGCCAGCCUCCACCAAGCAGCCGACACCACCGGGCAGCCGCGCCGCUCUGCCUCAGACCACCUCGUCCUCCUCUUCUAGCCGCAGGCCAAGCCAGGCUCUGCCCCAAGCCACUCCCCUUCAGAGCAACCACACCUCCCUCUCCCAAACCCACCUGUCCUCCGUUAGUACGGCACCGUUUACCCUCAACCCCCACCCUAAUCUGCCCUCCAAGCCCCAGCAGUCGCCGCCCUCUGCUGGAUCAGAGAACGGGCCGGGAGAGACCACCACUCUGCUCAGCGAGCAGCAGAACUGUGUGGGCCCCCGCAGGCCAAGCCAUACCCAGGCCCACCCCCACCCACACGUUCACACCAUCAGUCACGCACAGACUGAAAGCACCAUCUAACUGAGCUCCCCUCGGGGAAACCAAACUACCUGUGCAAUCACAUGACACACAUUGGCACUACUACUUGUUCCUGUUUGCUUGUUGUUGCCUGAACUUUUCUGUAGACGUCAGAGGGAAGCUGAGGAUCAUCAUGUGUAUUUUGUAAACAGAGAUCCUCCUUUAUCCCCUCUUGCAUGCCCCCCCCCCCCAACCCAACACUGAAAAACACCAAGAACAGAGAACAAAGAGGGCAGAGGAACAGGGAACACUAGUGAGUUAGAAAUGUACACAGAGCUGUGUGUGUGUGUGUGUGUGUGUGUGUGUGUGUGUGUGUGUGUGUGUGUGUGUGUGUGUGUGUGUGUGUGUGUGUGUGUGUGUGUGUGUGUGUGUGUGUGUGUGUGUGUGUGUGUGUGUGUGUGUGUGUGUGUGUGUGUUUCAAAGGAUCAGUUCACCCAAAUUGUGCAAUUUUUCAACAUUUGGAGAGCAGCACAAACAAAUUUCCAUUGCGCUUUAUUGUAGAUUGAGUGGAUGUCUCAAACCCUGAGCUCAUACAACUGGAGCUGCAGUGAUUAAUGAAUUUUAUUAAUCACUGCAAUCUUCAAAUUUGAGAAUCUGAAGUAUUGCUGCUUUUCUCCUUGCAACAGAGGAAGCUAAACAUUUACAUGAAUGCCAUUUCUAAAUAGUGUUCACACCAUGCUAAACAUGUUCUAUUUCCAGUUUAGAUCACUGUUACUCAAUGAUCUUGACUUUAUGUUACAUGUAUUAAGUCCAGCUCAUAAUGUGAGUGGACUUCCUAUAUGUUUCAAAAAUAACAAAACAAAUAUUUUAUAAUUCCAUUUAGUUUAAUUCCAUUUCUGCUCUCAGUGGAUUUUAAUGCACUCAGUGUUUUCCAGGUGAAUCAGUUGCAGGGCAGAAAAACAUUUAUUUGGCUUCAUUAUUUAUGCUGAUUUUGUUUUCUGGUGAGUUAUCCACCAGUACACCAGGGGGGGCUGCUCCCUUUAGCUUACAUCAACACACAAUUGCAAACAUUUGCUGUUUCCAGCUUCUCAAAAGGAUUCUAAUAUCUUUGGGUUCUGAGCUCUGGGAAAAUUAUAAAAGGCAAAACACAUAAUUGCUUAUCCUUGUUUGCAGCCCCUGAGUUUGUCGAUCUCAAAGUGUUUUUUUGGUGUGGAGUGACCCUUUAAGUCAUCACCAGUAAGACACUAACAGAAAACGUACAUUCCCACCUGGUGUGUCCAGAUCAAGGCUGAUCCCUCAACCUUGCUAGAUAAUUUACUGUUCAGAGAUGUUAGUCUCUAAAUUUAUUUUUAUUUUUCCAAAGAGUGAAACUUCCACAAAGCUGUGACAUUGACAGUGAAGGUUUUUUUUUGUCAGCACGUGGGAUUUUUUAUAGAUCGCCUGUUUGACUGAGUAUGUUCUGUGGAGUUGAGCCUGCGUUUGUUAGGCAGAGCCGUGACAGCCUGGUGUGAAAGACUAGUGCUGUGAAGGUGGCUGUGUUUCUGGCACACCUCCCAACUAUGGCAAUAUGUUUUAAAUUGUUUAAUUUCAAAGAGUGAUUUUAAUUUAAGAUAUUUAUUUUUGCUGAAUAUUUAUUUAUAUGUAUUUGACAUUCAAUGUUUUGUUUCAUAUUAUAGUUUAGAUUUGAUUGAUUUAAUUGCCUUUUCUGGUUCAUGGAAACACUGCAGAGUAAACAACGAACAUAGUGCACACAGAAUAUGACAAUAACUGCACAGACUCUUUUAGUAUGAUCGUUAUCCACUAAACAUCGCCGCUAAAUAUUCCUCACUGUGAAUAGAGCUUGGUCCGACAGCAGCUCCUGCUCAGAGCUUCAGAGGUCAACAUGGGAACGACUCACCAAACUGGACGUCAGCUGCGUUACUGUGCAUUUCAUGUGUGUCACAACUCUUGGCUGUAAAUAUAAUGGAUCUCCGAGCACCCAGUUUGGGUUGAAGAAAAGGGGACACGUGACUUGAAGACCAAAUAACCCGUUAGUUUAAGGCCCACAGUUAUGAGUGGAAAGUAUGUUCACAGCACAGUUGGAUGGCUUCUCAGUUCAAUGCCAUCUGUCAUGCAAGUUUAAUGAGGACAUCUCUACAUUCUCUCUACACAAGACUUCUUUAUUGUGGUGUCAGAUAACAAACUGUAACCAAGACCCGACCACACUCAUUUUCUCAGAUCCUCUGGACUGUUUGAAUCCUAAGGAAGGCUGUAGCUGCGAGUCAAACAUUUUGUUUACUAGUUUUUGGUUUGUUCAGUUAUAUUUUCUAAUAGUUUUAUAUUAUGGAUAAAUUGUUUUUUCAAGAAAUAAUAAUUUUGAAAAACAGUUUUUUGCUUUUUUUUUGUUGAGAGCUAGAUGAGAAAAUGUAUGUUACUCACACAUCUGUGUGAUGUUGGAUGAGCUUGGCAUAGAGACUAGAAACAGUAGGAAACAGCCUGCUUCCAUCACAAAGGUCCGGAUAGUUCCUACAGCACAUCGUAGGCUCACUAUUCCACAUGUUGUAAAGGUGCUCGAUGCUUAUGCUGUUGCUACACAGAUGUUAACAUUAACAGAUGUUAACACCUUAUUUAGCAGAAACUGAUUUAAGCAUCAAAUUUCAUUAUUUCACUUGCCAAGAGCAGCCUCCUACUUCUAUCACUUCUUAGUUUUUACUGAAGUUUAGCAUGUUAACCAGCACGUUCACCAUCAGAGAAGACUUACAAAUAGCACAUUUAAUUAUUUUAAAAAUCCCAAUGUUUUGGUUUUAUGGACAGUUAUGGGGAGUGAUGUGAUGGAACUAUUUCUUCUUCCAAAAAAAAAAAAAAAUUGUUUUCAAAUUUCCCUUUUUAUACCCUACAAGGUAAAAAAGUGGAUAUGACCUGGCUAUAACUUCUGGCUCUAACUUCAUAUUUACUGAAACCCUGAGAGCCAAGAAAGCAAAGUAAACAGGUUUCAUAAUGUGUUUUUGAAAGUUUUCAAAUAGGUUUUCUUUUAGAAAGUCACAAACAUGUAUAGUUCACCAUAACUACCUAAACAAUAUUUCCUUGUCUGAACUCACUGAAUGCUAGUGGAUAAAAUGGGUGUAAAAUAUUUGCUAAUAUUCAAAACUUUCCAGACAAAGUUAAAACCUAGAUGUGGAGAAUAAUACUCUUAGUUAGCGUAGAGCAGGAUAACUGGCUUGUGGUCAGAAGGUUAAAACCCCUAUAAAAUGAAUGUCUGAAGCUCAUUCAUAAGAAAAUUAUAUCUUUAUAACUUGUGAACAAAACGACAUGUUGUGGUUUCACUGGUGGUUAUGGGCCACUGCCCUUUGGCGGCAGUGAUUUCGUGAAGAAAACUGACACAACUUGUUGUUUUUACACUACAAAUUGAGCACAAAGAUAUAAAUUAGUGAGCUUUGUGAAAGCUUUUGAAAAGCCAUGUGGCUCCAUGGACAGAUAUGAGAGUGGCAUCGGUCAUCUCACCUAACUCUCAACAAGAAAGCAGGGAAGCACAUGUGUUUAUUCACCUUGAGCGAAGUCCAAGGUUAAGGGUUGAGUCUUGAGAACACUCACAGCACAAGAACUUGUCGAGAUUUUGAUGGACAGCAAACAUUCCACAGCGUGUCUGAUUCACACCAGUGAUGUUAACCAUGUCUUUACUGGGGAACAGGUUUAGUCUGCAAACCCCCUGUGUUGACAGCAUUUUUCACAAUUUCCACAAGGUGUGUGUGUGGGUGUGUGUGUGUGUGCGCGCGCGCGCAUCAUUACAUUCCAAACAAGGGAUUAUUUCACCUACAUUGUGAACACAUUGUGAAUACUUUUUAAUUUGUGUGUAAAUGAUGUUGCACCUAUUCAACCUGUGUUUGGAGGACGUUUGGUUGUGUUCCAGUGGACUGAUGACGCAGACAUGAAGAGAUUAACGCGAGGACGACUGAAGCCGCUCACUCCUCACUCUUGUGCGGGUGAAGGGCUGAGCUGAGAUGUUUAAGCUGCUAGCAUGUAAUCUACCUAUAUUUUUCCUAUGAAUGCAGUGACACUGAAACAACAAUUUAAGCGACUGUAAAGACAAACUAUUUUGUUGAUGAUAUAGUGGAGGAUAUUUAUUUGAAAAGAUACAAAUGGACAAACCUGAUGUAUAAGCUAGCACUGAUUUGAAAACACUUUAAACUUGUUGGUUAUGUAGCAUAAGUCUGAGGAAAAAAAAGAGAAUAUUCCAAAGCAUUUCUUUUUUUUCUUUCUGAGGGAUGGUUUGUGGAGUGAGAUGAUCAAGGCCGGAUUACCAACUGGGUAAAAUCAGGCUGUUAUAUUUCUAAUUAUAUAUUAGAAGAAAGAUUGUGUAUAUGCACCAUUAAACCCCUGUAUAACAAAGGGCACAAAGGUUUAUUUUCUUAGUGUAAGAUUUUAUCUCAAAAAGGAUCUCACUGUGCCCACAUGUUACAUAUUGUUAAACUGAUUAGAGCUUUAUGGAGCAAACCUGGAACUAGGCUGUGUUCCAGCAUACCACAGAAUUCAACACACAGUACAUAGGAAUGGGGGGAAAUGGGGGAAAUGAUGGAGGCCCAGCAGCUCAUUUUUACCCCGGGGCCCCCCUCCCCAGGUGAAUCCGGCCAUGGAGAAGAUUGUGAACACCAUAGAUCUUAUUGCAAAUACACAGUCGAAAUAGCCUUACCGUGUAUUUCUGGAAAAUAUAGACCUGCCUGCUGGUUCAUAUAGGUCUUGUGUAGCAAUUGGUCCUGUGCUGGUUUCCAGUGAAGCCACUGGUUGGCUGUGGGAAAUGUGAAAUCAGUUGUUCUUAGUAAUUUAUUGUUAGCGUUUUAUUUAUUGUUUUCUUUUUUUUGUGUUAGAGAUGCACACCCGAGUGUGUGGUUCUGUGAAACGGGCUUCCAGCUGUUCCUCACAGCUUUUAUUGGGUCACUUUACCCUGAAACACUGUGUUCAGUUCUCUGAUUGCUCUUUGUGUUAUAUUUCUGUAAAUACUCUGUACAUGGGCAUUUGUGUGAUGCUGAGAGAGAUGUUGAAAAUAGCUCUAUUUAUAAUAAGAGGUGAUGUUAUUUUAAGUUUUGUUCCCGUUGUUUUACUAGGAAGGCAUUACAUAGCAAUAAACGUUGCACAGAGUUGACCUCAAAUAAUUUACUCUAUCUUCUGUAGCUUGCUUCUAUUUUAUUUUUCAUUAGACACGACAACCAAAGCUUCUUUUGUAGCCAAAAUCCUUGCUCCUCUCCUCCCCCCUUUCCUGUCUUCCAUUGCUAUCCUUUAUCUCCCUCUUUUUUUCCUUCUCUCCUCCCAUUAAUCCUUUUUUAUCACAAGUCACUCCUUUUCCUCGUCUACUUUUCACCCUGCACUGCUCUUGACUUCAUUCCCGCUGUUCAGAAGUAUUGAAAUUCCUCCAGGUUGGACUACGGGUCCAAUCUGUUAAGCUGUUUUCAUUGUAGUGGGGCUGGAGCCGGGGUUGGAGGGGGGCAGGACUUAUCAGCAGCUUCUGCACUGUUGUUUUUUUAGUCCUGCAGCAGUGUGAUGAUUAGACCUGCAUGAAGGUUAAACAUUUUCUGGCGCAGUUUCUCAGGCCAGUGACUUUUUUCCACACUGUGUAUCAUUCACAAGGGAACCUCUUGAGGUUUUAAGCAUGUGGAGCGAUGCAGAAACAAGGGGGAGGAGAGUGAACCAAAACAUGUUCUUUCAUCUAAUGUCAUCCAUUUUUAUAUAUAUAUAUUUAGGUUUGGAUUCCUUUGCACACAGAGAUAUUGAGGCAGUAUUUUUUCAGAUUUGAGUUGCAAUGCAGAUAAAUAAUCAUUGGUAACCAUGACAAUCUAAUGGUUAAUAAUAGUUCAAAUCAAGGCAGUUGACUUGGAUUCAUAAACUCUCCAUACUAAAGUGAAAUAUAAUUUCCUUUUUUUUUUUAUUUCUCCAGGGUAUAUGCAGUAGAUGAUAAUCGGAUACUGCUGCAACAUGUUUGACUUGAAUUGCUGUGAUUUGUUUUGUCUUUUAUUGUAAUGGUGGAGCAGAGCGGGAGGAGCACUUCCAAACACGGACUGCGUAACUUAAAGCAAUGUGUACAAACUAUUUUAUAACUACUGUAAGGCAUUUGAAGAAAUCUAUGGGAUUAAUAAACCUGAGAUAUAUUUCUCUACAGAAAA